UUUAUAAAUGGCAGCAAUACCACUCUGCGCCAGCAGAGGGCGGUAUCUCCACCAAACUCAUACCGGCAGACAUUCUCAUCAAUUCCGUUCAGUCCGAGGGAUUUAACUCGCGUGUGUGUCUGGUGCUGCUGUUCUAGCGAUGCUGUGCAGGAGCGCAUCAGUGUAGCUUGAAUUCUAGACAAGGAAAAAACACGUUAUGUUUUAAUAUUAACCAAAAAGAUCAAAUAUCUAGGCAUACACUGUAUUCCAUCAGUGCCGCAGAACCGGCAAUUGAUGCUGUUCGUUAUUCAAUUAUGCUGUUUUUCUAUUGAGGGGGGUAAUUCACAGGCGUGGCAUCUGAGGCGGUUCUACGGGAUACGGGCAGAUCGGUGGAAAAAUGAGUCCACAAUAAGGGAACUUCAUUAACAGACCUGCAUUUUCCUAAUAAACAGUAAUCGCUAGAUCAGGAACCGUUUCAUUACACAUACCGUUCAGAAGAUCAGGCCGUGUCUUACGGUGAUGCAGUGAGAAGCUGACCUCCUCCCCCUCCCCGGCCAGUGAAGAUGAGCAGUGAGGCCCCCCCCUCCCCCUCCCCUCUCAAGGAGCACAGUGACGACCCCCCCUCCCCCUCCCCUCUCAAGGAGCACAGUGACGACCCUCCCUCCCCCUCCCCCUCCCCUCUCAAGGAGCACAGUGACGACCCUCCCUCCCCCUCCCCCUCCCCUCUCAAGGAGCACAGUGACGACCCCCUCUCCCCCUCCCCCUCCCCCUCCCCUCUCAAGGAGCACAGUGACGACCCCCCCUCUCCCUCCCCCUCCCCCUCCCCUCUCAAGGAGCACAGUGACGACCCCCUCUCCCCCUCCCCCUCCCCUCUCAAGAGCUGUGAUGGAGACCCCCCCCAGCAGCAGGACUUCCACCCGAUGGAUCCCGGGAAGAGAGCCUCCCUCAUCCUGCAGAGCCCGUCAUUCAGGGAGGAGCUGGACAGUCUGAUCCAGGAGCAGAUGAAGAAGGGAAACAACUCCUCCAACCUGUGGGCCCUGCGGCAGAUCGGAGACUUCCUGGCAUCACAGGGAGCGCCUGCCACCCUGCCCGUCUCCCCCUCCUCUCUGAUGGUCAUCCCCAUCAAUGACCUCCACGGCACUGACCCCACCACUCUGGCUAAAGGAGAGAGGCUGAUGCGCUGCAAGCUGACCAGUGUCUAUCGGCUACUGGAUCUGUACGGCUGGAGCCAGCUAGCCAGGACCUACCUCACUCUGAGAGUGAGCAAGGAGCAGGACCACUUCCUCAUCGUUCCCCAGGGCCUGUCGUACAGUGAAGUCACAGCAUCCAGCCUGGUGAAGGUGAAUGUUCUGGGGGAGCUGGUUGAGAAGGGCAGCACCGCUCUGGAGGUGGACAGGGCUGGGUUCCGGCUCCACUCCGCCAUCUACUCCGCGCGGCCGGAUGUGCGCUGCCUGAUACACCUGCACACGCCUGCCACUGCCGCGGUCUCUGCUAUGAAGUGCGGGAUCCUGCCUGUGUCUCACGAGGCCCUGCUGGUUGGUGAGGCGGCGUACUUCAGUUACAACGGAGACGUGGAGGGGGAGGAGGACAGAGUGGAGCUGCAAAAGAGCCUGGGGCCCACCUGCAAGGUACUGGUGCUGAGGAAUCAUGGCGUGCUGGCUCUGGGGGAGAGUGUGGAGGAAGCCUUCUACAGAAUCUACCACAUCCAAUCAGCAUGCGAGAUUCAGGUCUCAGCUCUGUGCAGUGCCGGCGGGGUUGAUAACCUGAUCCUGCUGGACAGGGAGAGACAGCGCCCCCACCAGGCUGGCUCAGUGGGCUGGGCGGGGUCCACCUUCGGGCCGAUGCAGAAGUGCCGUGCGGGCGAGCACGAGUUCGAGGCUCUGAUGAGAACCCUGGACAACCUGGGUUACCGGACGGGUUACGCGUACCGCCACCCGGUGCUGCAGGGGCGCUCGAAGCCGCGCAGCGAGGUGCAGAUCCCUGCGACCGUCACGGCCUUCAGCUUCGAGGAGGAGCCCGUGCCGCGCUCCGCACCCCGCCACCACGCACAGCGGCAGCAGCACGAGAAGACGCGCUGGCUCAACACACCCAACACGUACCUGCGGAUCAGCCAGAGCGAGGGCAGCCCUGGCACCAAGACUACGUGGCUCCGAGCGGAGGAAGCCAAGCCCAGCAGUGGCUCUGCCAUCAAGACUGAAAACCCCAACCUGUUUGUGCCUCUCUUCACCGACCCUCGAGAGGUGCUGGAGACCAGGAAUAAGAUCCGGGAGCAGAACCGACAGGACAUGAAGUCAGCCGGACCACAGUCUCAGCUCCUGGCCAGCGUGAUCACAGACAAGAGCCGGAGUCCGUCCGCAGAUACUGAGCUGGCACACGCGGCCGGGCUCACGGAUCCAGGGGGGGAGCCUGAGACAGCCGUGCCCGACCCCGAAACACCCAACCCCUUCAACCAGCUGACAGACCGAGAGCUGGAGGAGUACAGAGAGGAGGUGCAGAAGAAGCAGAGGGGCAGGCAGGACGGUGCUGACGACCCGCUGGCUGAUGAAGGCGUCCCCUCCCCCUCCAAGAGCCCCCCCGCCUCUCCCUCAAAGAGCCCCCCCGCCUCCCCCACCAAGAGCCAGACCGCCUCCCCCACCAAGUCUUCUGCUGAUAAAGAUUCCAAAACAAAAGACGUCUCCAAGACGACACCAGACGAGCAAAACAAACAGCCGGAGCAGAAGCCUGCAGUGGUGCUUAAUGGGAAGGAGGAGGACCAAACCGUGGAGCAGGAGCUGAGCAAGGGAAUGAAGGAGCUCUCCACACAGGGAGAGACGGGGAAGACAGACGGCGUCCCCCCCGUGGCCCCUACCCUGUCCCCUGAGGGGUCCCCUUCCAAAUCACCGUCCAAGAAGAAGAAGAAAUUCAAGGCUCCCUCCUUCCUGAAGAAAAGCAAAAAGAAAGAGAAGGCGGAGUCUUGAGUUGUUUUGUUUUUUUAAUUCUGUUUAUUAGCCGGAUCAUUUUAAUAGUUGUGUUUUUGGUAUUUUUUUUUUUUUUAAUUAUGCGGCAGACCCUUGACUUGGGGGUCUGUCUUGACUUCCCUGUCCUUUUUGAGACCUCCAGCCUUCUGAAUCCUCUCAGCGCUGCGCUCCUUCCUGCGUUCAAGCGGGACUGUCCCUGAGCGCUCGCUGUUUCGAGCCCGUAAAUAUAUACAAGUACAUAUAUAUAUAUAUAUAUAUAUAUAUAUAUAUAUAUAUAUAUAUAUAUGUGUGUGUACUUGUGUAUAUAUAUAUAUAUAUAUAUAUUAUUAUUAUUUGUUUAUUUAGCAGACGCCUUUAUCCAAGGCGACUUACAGAGACUAGGGUGUGUGAACUAUGCAUCAGCUGCAGAGUCACUUACAACUACGUCUCACCCCAAAGACGGAGCACAAGGAGGUUAAGUAACUUGCUCAGGGUCACACAAUGAGUCAGUGGCUGAGGUGGGAUUUGAACCGGGGACCUUCUGGUUACAAGCCCUUUUCUUUAACCACUGGACCACACAGCCUCCUUAUAUAUAUAUGUACUUGUAUAUAUAUAUAAAGAGAAAAGGGUAUUUCAGGUACUUAAAAAGGUAGAAUAGUUGAUUACAAAUCAAUUAUGAGCACUGUUUUUUUGUAUUCAGCCGAUGAAGGACUUGUAGUCCGAAACGUCCUGAUAAUUGAUUUGUAAUCAAUUAUUCUUCCUUUUUAAGUACCUGAAAUAUCCUUUUCUUUUUUCUUUUUUUUAUUGAUCAUUUUGGUACACAGCAGUUUUCCUUUUUCUCAAACUCUCCAAAUAUAUAUGAAUGAAUUGAUUUAUAUAUAUAUAUAUAUAUAUGAUAUAAUAUAUAUGAAAUAAUUGCUUUGUAAUCAAUUAUUCUUCCUUUUUAAGUACCUGAAACAUCCUUUUCUCUUUUUUUCUUUUUUCUUAUUGAUCAUUUUGGUACACAGCAGUUUUCCAUUUUCUCAAAUAUAUAUAUAUAUAUAUAUAUAUAUAUAUAUAUAUAUAUAUAUAUAUAUAUAUAUAUAUAUAUAUACAUGAAUUAACAGUCCAGUACCUUGGUUUAUUUUGACUCUGCUUGUAAGCAGAGUCUUACUAAACUGUAUCAGAAGGAACUGUGAAACGAGGACUUGUUUACUCUGUUAUUUUUUAUUAGGAUUGUCAAGGUUAUUAUUAAUAUUGUGUUGUUGUUAUUAUUAUUAUUCUCAUUGCUGUUAGUAGUAUUAUGAUCUCUGCUCUGAAUAUCUGUUUAUUGGCUGUAGAAUGAAACGGUGAUAUUCUGCACAGUGUAAAGUUGAAGUGACCUGCAGUGCAGAGUGUGAAACGGGUCUCCUGCUUGUUCCAAUGAAAAGACUGAGAAAGAAAGUUAAAGAACGUUAGCGGAAAAAAAGAAUGUUAGAGAGAAAAGUGAAGAAGGAAUGUUAGAGAAAGAAAAAGAAUGCGAAAAAAAAGAAUGUUAGAGAGAAAAGUGAAGAAGGAAUGUUAGAGAAAGAAAAAGUCACAAUGAUCAGACAGUACCGGGUAUACACUUAGCACUGGUGCUGAUUAUCAGUAGGGUUAUUUUUUCAUGUAUAAAUGUACCUGCACUUAAUACAAACCACCCAGACUGCCCCCCACAGUCCACCUGUGAUGAUUGUAAUAAGAGAGUCCACAGCCACGCAUGUCCACACUCUCCCUCUGCAGGCGCUACAACACACACACUAGAAGUAGUUAAGGGGUAGCAUGUUUAGAAUUCAGCUUGGGUCAAUCUCUUAAAAUCGCCUUUGUUAAACCCCCUGCUUACUUACCCAGCGUGUCCCAAAUCAGUCUAAUAACCCCAGUGCUUGUUUCAUCACGAAACUUCGUUCUUAUCAAUUAGGGUUCAGGUGCAACACAGACACCAGCAUGGUUAACAUGAAUUGCCCCUAACUGGGAGUCCCAGUUCAGACCACUUUGAUCCCAGGCUGCUGCUGCUGCUGCUGCUGAUGGAAACGGAGGGGACUGAUUUCAAACCCGUUUUCAACUCGGUUCCCAGUGGCAUAUAAAAACAUUUUUUGUUUGAUCGUGUUUUUGGUUAAAAUUCUUAUUGUAGUGUAUUGUUUUCUGUCUGUUUUUUGUUAUUAUAUUUUUUGCAGAUGUUGUAAAGUGCGACGCUCCCUGUGUAUUUGGAGCGUUAUAUUAUGAUAACGUGAGCCUAAAACAACUAAACAUCUUGUUUUCUAAGGGAAAGUGUUAAUGAAAGUCAGGUAACGUUUUAAAAUAAUAGCCGCAAAUUCCUUAUGAAUCCCCGGGCUGAAUCCCGCAGGAAUAACACUGAGAUAUCUUCUGCGCUUCCUCUGAGUUCUGAAGUCAUUCAUUGUGAAUUCAGCCCCCCCUGUUAAUUCAUGUGUGUUUAAUCACCCGGAUUCAUUCCAUGCUCCUGUAAUGAAUGCUGUUGAUCGUGUGGAUAAGACAUGCAUUCAUUAUGAAUGAACACUUCUCACAAUCCCCAGGUGGGGGAGCAAGAGGGUAUGAAUGCAUGUCUUAUACACGCGAUCCACAGCAUUCAUUACAGAGGAGCAUGGAAUGAAUCCGGGUGAUUAAACCCACAUGAAUUAACAGGGGGGGGCUGAAUUCACAAUGAAUGACUUCAGAACUCAGAGGAAACGCAGAAGAUAUUCCUGUGGGAUUCAGACCGGGGAUUCGUUAGGAAUUUGAUUCCCUUGUUUUAAAGCGUUACCAAAAUAGUUUUUGUGUGUUUUAUCAGCCUUUUUUUUUUUAAACAAAAAUAACAACUUUACACACAGGCUGCCACACUGAUAUUCUUUUACUUCUGUGAAUUGUGAAACUCCGGGAAGUCUGUUUCUUACCUUGUGUUUGGCUGUGUGAAACUGUGUGUCUGACAAUCUGUUUAAAAGGGUUUUUUUUGUUUUCCUUCCCUAUUCAAAGAGAGCUGUUAUUCGUCAGCUGUUUCACUGCUGGCGUCCUGCAGGACUCUGUAAAUAACUGGCACGGGCUGUUAGACGCUGGGAUUGUUCAUGUGUGCUUGUGAUAAUCUGCCAUGUACUCUCUUGGCUUGUGCGCAGUGUAUAACGAAGCAAUGUCAAGUGUUUUGGUUGCAGCUAAGAUUUGAUGUGGCAAUAAAGGUUUGUGGUUCUGCUA
Molecule: messenger RNA, 6092 nt
Organism: Acipenser ruthenus (sterlet)
Lineage: Eukaryota; Metazoa; Chordata; Actinopteri; Acipenseriformes; Acipenseridae
Product: beta-adducin-like
Exons: 15
Coding region: 543-2936 (797 amino acids)
Biological process (GO): barbed-end actin filament capping
Cellular component (GO): postsynaptic density; cytoskeleton; plasma membrane
Molecular function (GO): actin filament binding
Source: RefSeq, a predicted model, not a curated record